Scutellospora calospora is the source of this 3353-nucleotide messenger RNA. The record is from the annotation of a GenBank genome assembly. Lineage: Eukaryota; Fungi; Glomeromycota; Glomeromycetes; Diversisporales; Gigasporaceae.
CUCUUAACGUUAGAGACGACAGUCUUGAUGUACAACGCCAAGCGGCGUUCUUACAGUUAAGGCCUUUAUGCGUCUUUCUCAUGAAAUCUGUCACGUCCCCCGACGAAAAAAUCCAAGAAAUCAUUCAAACUGUCAAAAAAUUACACAAAACACUUGAAGCUAUAACUGAUGCUCCUAGCGUCCUUGACUUUGAUUUGAUCCAAUACGUUUUUUUUCCUUUGUCAAAGUUGUACAAUAAUACUGCUUUACAACAAAGUGAUGGGUUUAUUGAAGGAUUUCUAAAUUGUAUUCAAUUUUUAUUGGCAACAAGUUGGAAUCAUUAUAUGAUGCCUGGUCAAUUCAAGCAACUUCUAAUUUUGCUCGUAAGCAUUGUUGGUAGAUCAAUUCAUCCUGAAUCAAAGAAUAAAUCUCUUUUUAAGAAUGAUUCUUUACUUUCAGAAGAAACAAAACUUGUCGGAGUUAAAUGUGUCUUUACUUUAUUACAAUUAAAUGUUGAAAGCACUGAAAAAAUUGAAAAUAAUCCUUUUAUUAUGUCGACACGUCGUGAAUUACUUUUAGCCGAACUUAGAGAUGUUCAAAUUAGAGUUGUUAUUGGACGUUGUGUAUAUGUAUUACUAGAAAUUAUUACAAAUGAACGCUUAUUACAACUGAGAUUAGUAACGCUUGAAACAUUGGAACGCCUAAUAAUUUGCAUCGGAGAACCAGGGAUCUUGUCCACCUUCCUGCCCGGAGUGUUAAGCACAUUAAGUAAAACUUUGAUAAAAGACCAAAAAGAGAAUCAUCUAUUGUUAACAAAAAUAGUAGAGGUUUUGACGAGUACCAUUUAUAUUGUAAUGAAUGAUGUUGUCAGUAAGCCUUUUAUUUCUAGAACAGAGUCUCUUUGUGAAUUAAAAGACAUAUUAGUUGGUGGUGAAAGUGCAAAACAGCUUUCAGUAACAAAAAUGAACUCUAUAUCAUCUUCAUCAAUAGAUACAUCAAAUAUUUACGUUGAAAGAACAAAAUCAUGGCACAAAGCAACCAAAUCACAAAUAAAAAUCUUAAUUGGUCAAAUAUUCACUAUACGUAAUCAUCCUUCAUGGCAACUUCGUUUGGCUUUCGUGAAUUUGUCUUACAAAUUACUUUUUGAAUGUGCUAAUUCUUUGGAUAAUUGUGGUCAUAUAUUAAUAGAAACAUUUGUUUUCUAUUUGAAUGAUGAUUAUGAACAAGUUUCAUUACUUUGUAGACAACAUAUGGAAUCUUUGCGACUGCAUCCCGAUUUUAAAGAAAGUUUGACACCGAUACUUAAAGAAAAUUUCAAUUCUUGGUUUACAUCGUUACCAAGAUACAUUGUCGGAUUAGAUGAAAACGCGAAAUAUAAUGCAUUGUCAUUAAUAGCAGGAUUUGUUUCUCUAUUGGGAUCGGAAGUACAGACUGUACUUAACAUAUCAUUACAAAGAGUCUCAGACGGAUUACUUGGCUCUUUGGAGUUUGAUACUGAAGGUGCUCAUAUAAUAGAGAACAGACUGUUAAUAGGGCAUUAUGAUGCAUUAUCUGUCUCAUCAAAUGAUACACAAGGAUAUGAUCGAAUAUUACCCUCAUUUCCACAUUUACAUUUUAAAUAUAUACGCGAGCAGCAUGUAGCUUCUUCUAUAUCAACUAUAAUCCGUUUAUUUGGGUAUUUUGGAAAUGUUACAUUCCUAAUCGAACAUUUUCUUGCAUAUGUCAGAGAUCCAGGUUCUAAAAAGUUUCAUGCACAAUGCUUAUUUGCAAUUAAUGAGAUUUUGCUAGGUGCCGCUGGUAUAAAUAUGGGGCCAAAUACAAAUUUAAAACAUUUGGCCGCUACUGAUCCGACAAAUACAUUACAUGAGGUUAAACGAGUAUCGAAGUUCGUUUUACAUGAAUACAUCGAGUCAGAUAUACCUGCAAAUGACCCAGAUACAAAAGCUUUAGUGAAAUUAGAUCAGAUUAGUAAAGGAUCAAGCUCGAGCCUUGAAUCUCAGAACUAUAUUAUUUUAGUAAAUUGUCUUAUAUUGGAAGGAAUUGCAAACAUAUCUCGAAUUUUAGCAUUGGAUUUUAGAAUGGAAUUAAUGGAUUCUCUCUAUCCAAUUCUCGAAAAAGUUGGUGAAACAAAUGCUCGUUUACAUGAAACUGCCGAUAUUGCUUUAUCUCAUAUUUCCAUAUGUUGUGGUUACUCUUCUAAGAAAGCAUUGGUGUUUGAAAAUGUUGACUAUCUUGUCAAUACUGUAUCCAGGAAAUUGAAUCAAAUUAUGAUAAAUCCAAAAACACCACAAGUACUUACUGCGAUGAUUAGAGUAGUAGGUAUUUCUUUAUUACCUUACCUGGAUGAUUCAAUAGAGGAAAUUUUUGAUGUGUUGGAUGCAUACCACAUGAAACCAAAUUUAUUAGACCCACUAGCAAAUGUCUUGUUUGCUAUAGUUUCUACUAUAUCUGAUUCUAUUGAAGAAAAAAAUGAAAAUCCUACUAAUACAGAUAAAAUCCUAGAUAAAACCGAAUCUGAUACGAGCUUAUCUGAAGAGAUCGCGGAAUUUAUAAAGACCUAUUCUUUCGGAAAGACACAAUCUCCUAUUUCAAAAGAACAAGCAACGUUAGAAGAAAUUGGGCAAUAUUUUUUGAAUCUUCAAAAAUCCAAAGAAAAGGAUGAACUUCAAGAUGAACCGAACAAUUCUGUUUCUCAUAAUGAAGAAAAUAUAACGGACGAAAAACCUAAGCCUACCCAAUCACAAGCCACUUGUAUGAAAAUUAUAGACAAAUUACUUAAUUUUCUUACUGCAGCCUCCCCUCAAUUGAGGGUUCUAGUUCUUGAUGUUAUACGUAUAGCGCUUCCUGUAUUGAGGCCUAUUCCUCACGAACUCUACCCUUUAAUUCAUAGAAUUUGGCCAUCAGUUUUGAACAGAUUAAAAGAUAAAGAACAAUUUGUUGUUCUUGGGGCUGCACGACUUAUACAAGAGAUUGCUAUCUCUUGCGGCGAAUUUUUUACCAGUCGAGUUGUUCAGGAUGUUUGGCCAUCAUUUCAAGAAUUGCUUUCUCAACAAUCUACGGUCGAUAGAGAAUUUGUAGGUCUUAUAGACUAUAAUUUUUCACGAUCGCAUCGACUGAAAAGGACAAUACUAGAAACAAUGAAAAUGGUGGUCAACCGUGUAUCGUUAUCUAAUAAAAUAACAUCACAAUUCAUUGAUACAUUAUGGCCAUUUUUAAGCGAAGAAGUUAACGAAGAGCUUCAAGUUGCCGCAAGAGAAUUGUUUCGAGAAUUUGCGCGUAUUAAUGCGAACACGACAUGGUUAGUGCUUAGGGGAUUAGUAGAAGAAUAUACAUAUAUAGCGUCACCUGAUGAUGCAGUCAUGUUGAAUGAAAUU